Molecule: messenger RNA, 1028 nt
Organism: Cynara cardunculus var. scolymus (artichoke)
Lineage: Eukaryota; Viridiplantae; Streptophyta; Magnoliopsida; Asterales; Asteraceae
Product: protein IRX15-LIKE-like
Exons: 1
Coding region: 1-951 (316 amino acids)
Biological process (GO): xylan biosynthetic process
Source: RefSeq, a predicted model, not a curated record
AUGAAGAACACCAUUAACAAUGGCGGCACAAAGCUCAUCCUCCUCCACCCCUACAUUCAAAAACAAGGCUCCUCCGGCCGCCUAUAUUGGCUCAUCGCCGCCGUCUCCAUCUUCGCCGUAGCCUCCCUCCUCACCUUCGUCUACACCCGCGAAUCCUUCUCCACCACCAUCACCGCCACCGUACCUUCCAUCACCACCACCACCACCACCACCAUCCUCGACCAUCAAAUGCUACCGAAAUCCAUCGCCAAAGCUCUCAUUCACUACGCCGCCAACACCAACAGCUCCGAUCACAUGUCCCACACCGACAUUAAACAAAUCUCCGACGUCCUACGCCAAUGUCUAUCCCCUUGUAACUUCCUUGUUUUCGGCCUCACGCCGGAAACCCUUCUCUGGAACGCCUUGAACCACCGUGGCCGGACGGUUUUCAUCGACGAAAACCGUUACUACGCUGCCUACAUCGAAGAGAAACACCCGGAAAUCGAAGCUUACGAUGUUCAAUACACGACCAAAAUCAGCGAGCUUCACGAACUUGUGACUUCCGUCAGAGAACAAGCACGUAACGAAUGCCGGCCGGUGCAAAAUCUGUUAUUUUCCGAAUGUAAGAUUGGAUUAAACGAUCUUCCGAAUCAAUUAUACGAAUUGGAUUGGGAUAUCAUAUUGGUGGAUGGGCCACGUGGGUAUUGGCCGGAAGGGCCGGGGAGGAUGUCGGCGAUCUUCACCGCCGGCGUGCUGGCAAGAAGCAAAAAGGGCGGCAACCGGAAAACUCAUGUUUUCGUGCAUGAUUAUAAGAGGGAAGUGGAGAGGGUAUCGAGUGAUGAGUUUUUGUGUAAAGAGAAUUUGGUGAAGUCUUCUAAGGAUUUAUUGGCGCAUUAUAUGGUGGAAAGAGCGACGGAGGAGAGUAACAACCACCAGUUUUGCCGGAGCCACUACUCCACGACGGCGAUAUAGGGCAUGUCGUCUUCUCCGGCGAGUCGGCGACUGCAAGUGUGUUUAAUCAUAGCCGUUGUACAAUUUGAUUAUUUAUA